AUGGAUCCGCAAAGCAUAACCCGCUUCUUCUCGUCUGAACCUCAAAACCCUCCACAAACCAGAAAUCAUGAAAAAACACUCGAAGGAAUCGCUGCUAUUGUUGGAGAACACGUCCUGUUUGGGACAAAAAAUGAUAGUAACCCAACCCACCACAAAAUGAUGGAACAUAACAAGACGGAGAAUGGUCCGGUCACCAAGAGGUACAGAGGGGUCAGGAAGAGGCCCUGGGGAAGGUGGUCGGCCGAGAUACGCGACCGUAUUGGGAGGUGCCGCCACUGGCUUGGCACCUUCGACACCGCGGAGGAGGCGGCGCGUGCCUACGAUGCGGCGGCUAGGCGCCUGAGAGGGUCCAAGGCUCGAACCAACUUCGAGAUACCGUCGGUGUUGCCGGUUUCGGUGUCGUCGUCAUCGUCGUCGAGCAGUGGCGGAAUCCGCAAGAGGAAAGGGGCGCGCGGUGGCGACAGGAAGUGUUCGGUGGUUACCUCGGUUGCACAAUUGUUCAGUUCUGGGGUGCCUGAUGCGCUUGAGCUAAAGCUUGGUGUGAGACUGUGA
This is a messenger RNA of Arachis stenosperma, 552 nucleotides long. Its product is annotated as ethylene-responsive transcription factor ERF084. Gene Ontology annotation, biological process: regulation of DNA-templated transcription. Lineage: Eukaryota; Viridiplantae; Streptophyta; Magnoliopsida; Fabales; Fabaceae. The transcript has a single exon. The record is from RefSeq and is a predicted model, not a curated record. Bases 1 to 552 code for a protein of 183 amino acids. Gene Ontology annotation, molecular function: DNA-binding transcription factor activity; DNA binding.